GCGAACUCUGCAGGUUUGAAGAGCGGAAGAGUCAAAGACCACAGAUAACAUGAUACGAACAGAAACGAGGAUGGGUCGCUCCCUUCUCUCGCACUUUCUCGUCCUCUCACAGUCGUCUCCUCGCUUUACUCCUUCUCUAUCAUUUUCUGCGUUUGGAAGCAAUCACUCCAAGGCUCAUUCGCUCUUUCGGCUUCAUCGUUCUUCAAUUGGAAACAGUUCCCGAUGCUGUUGCAGUAUCUCCGUCACCGAACCUGCUGCUUCAGAGCGCCCUCCCAGUUCCGUCAAGCAGAGGAUAGUAUCGGGUGUUCAGCCAACAGGCUCUAUUCAUCUUGGUAAUUAUCUAGGUGCAAUAAAGAAUUGGAUUUCGCUCCAGGACACAUAUGAUACUCUCUUCUUCAUUGUGGAUCUUCAUGCGAUCACAUUACCUUAUGAUACCCAACAACUAAGUAAAGCAACAAGAAAUACAGCGGCUAUUUACUUAGCAUGUGGUAUAGAUACCUCCAAGGCUUCUGUCUUCGUUCAGUCUCAUGUCCGUGCUCAUGUAGAGCUGAUGUGGCUUCUUAGUUCAGCUGCCCCAAUUGGUUGGCUGAACAGGAUGAUUCAGUUUAAGGAGAAAUCACGCAAGGCGGGGGAUGAAAAUGUUGGCGUUGCACUUCUCACCUAUCCAGUUCUAAUGGCUUCUGAUAUUCUUCUAUAUCAGGUGGUCUCUCCAACAGGCAGCCUUUGUGUAUUAAUUUGUAAAAUUUCUAUUCAAGACCUUGUCCCUGUUGGCGAGGAUCAAAAGCAGCAUCUUGAGUUGACUCGUGAGCUGGCUGAGCGUGUUAAUUAUCUAUAUGGUGGAAGGAAGUGGAAGAAAUUAGGAGGGAGAGGCGGGAACAUUUUCAAGGUUCCUGAGCCACUUAUACCUCCAGCUGGUGCGCGGGUUAUGUCCCUCACUGAUGGUCUUUCUAAGAUGUCCAAAUCUUCUCCUUCUGACCAAUCGAGAAUCAAUCUUCUCGACUCCAAAGAUGUAAUCGUGAGCAAGAUAAAACGUUGCAAAACGGACUCAUUUUCAGGGUUGGAAUUUGACAAUCCCGAAAGACCAGAAUGCAACAAUCUUCUUACGGUUUACCAACUUGUUUCCGGAAAAACAAAAGAGGAAGUUAAGCAGGAGUGUGAAAAUAUGAAUUGGGGAACAUUUAAAAUCCUUUUAGCCGAUGCUUUGGUCGAGCAUCUCCAUCCUAUCCAGGUCCGCUACAAUGAAAUUGUAUCUGAUUCUGCUUAUUUGGAUGAAGUCCUGGCCGAAGGUGCUAGUAAAGCUUCAAGUAUUGCAGAUGUAACUCUCAAUAAUGUCUAUCAAGCUAUGGGAUUCUUUCGGAGAUGAACAGAAUCGAGUGGUCACAAAAGAUUUUCAGGGACAAACAUCAAUGCAACCACAACCUUCAAAAAAAUGGUAGCUUCCCGUUGUCUAUAAGUUUUUGUAGAUGACAAGCUAACUUAUUGUUUGUGACAGAAAGAAACUUGUGAUGCAGUUUUUAUUUAGCACUAUUGCUAUUUUUUCUGCGAUGAACUUCUUGGGCAUCAUAUACCAUGAUUAACUUAUAAGUUGGGUACCCAACGAAAAUUGCAUAUUCUUUCAUAAGCAAUUGUGGAACCAUGACAAACUGUUCCUAGUAUGAAAAACGUAUCAUGAAAGAUUGAGAGAGGGUUUGAAACUUGACAUCAUCAAUUGAGGUAAUGCCUAGGAUUGAAUUUUUCAUUCUAAAUGUUAUGGAAUUUGCCAACCUUAACAAGUUGGUAUGGAUAUGCAUGAAUCUUUAGACAAUAAUAUAUAUAUUAUUCAUUACUGCC
This is a messenger RNA of Cucurbita pepo subsp. pepo (vegetable marrow), 1830 nucleotides long. The record is from RefSeq and is a predicted model, not a curated record. Lineage: Eukaryota; Viridiplantae; Streptophyta; Magnoliopsida; Cucurbitales; Cucurbitaceae.